This is a messenger RNA of [Torrubiella] hemipterigena, 3491 nucleotides long. Lineage: Eukaryota; Fungi; Ascomycota; Sordariomycetes; Hypocreales; Clavicipitaceae. The record is from the annotation of a GenBank genome assembly.
GUGUUGGGUGCGUAGUGUCCGAUAUGCGUGAGGAUUCACUGAUAUAUAAUAAUGCCCCAGUGGCGAAUAGACAGUCUUGUCUACUCACUUAGACUAGCAAAUUAGUUGGUGCAUAUCUCUUGAAAAGUUAUCAAUUAGAAAAUUUUUCAAUUAUGAUUGUAUCCAUCAUGUAAGUUCCAUAUUUUACACAAUCUGUCAACCAUAGCACUGUCUAAUAUUGUACUUGCUCCUGGUACCACUCCAUCAACUAAUCCACUGCCCGAUAUAGCGCAACAGGCGGCUUCCGGCGGGCGGGUCAUGCUAAGCUUCCAGCGUGGGGGCCAAAGCAGUUAGGGGCAGCGCAGUAACAGCACUUAGAUGGCGAGGUAGCCUGCUGGCCGCCAAUUAGUCUCUACGGCUGAACUGCUUGUAAUUCUUAAUUGCGGUUAAAACUACAUACACCAUCUUCAAUACUGUAAAUAGCUUCAAUUUUCAAUCUCUGUCGUUUUCACCCAACGUGGCGCAAUAUUGGCAGUGCUCGCUGCACGCUGGGGCCCCCCUCCAGGGGUUCAGAGGCGCUAAUUGCAUCUCCACGCGGCAGCUGCAGCGUUGCCAUGCGUCAGGGUCAUCUCAGCGCCUGACUGAGCAACGGCCAACCUCGACUUUUUUCCCCGCGAAGCUUCACCCACCAAUUAUAACGAGUCGGCUGAGGGCUCGUCUGCCUGCUAUGCCAUUGUACAUGAUAUUAUAGCGACAAGACCACUAUUUCGACCUCUCUAAACCGGCAUCGACUAUUCACGCUACACUACAUCGACCACCACCUCACCCGCCCCUGAGCAUAGCUCGGGCUCACAUUCACCAUGGACCAAGCAGAUAUUCCAGCGCUGUUAGCGCGUCUUUCGAGCGACGAAGAUGCCGCCCGUAAGAUGGCUGUAUUUAAGCUCCAAACCUCCAUCAACGAUCCUUCCUUUGCCGACGUCUUCAUAUCCUCUGGUGGUCUGGUCAUCCUGCGCCGCCUCAUCAUGGAAUCCAGCGGUAACACAUUAGCAUACUCACUACAGAGCUUAACACGGCUACUCGAGGUCGAUAUGGGAUGGGAUGUCUUUGAAGGGCCAACGGCCAGCGACCUGGUAGAACGAAUUGUACAGCUAAUUGUGACAAACCCGCUCGUCAAUAUCCUGCGCGGUGCCAUGUCCAUCUUGGUGGCUCUCGUCGGCCACUCACAGUCACCGCAAGGUGAUGCUUCACCAACAACACCAGGUAGCUUUGGCUUUAGAGCACUCAAGCCUGCAGUGGCUGUGUACCCUCAAUUCUUUGAAUUGGUUGUGCGAGAGCUCUCGAGCGCUGACCAUUCACUGUGCGCCAAUGCUCUGAUGCUGGUAAAUGCACUCAUUCGCGACGCACUGUCGAAUCCGUCGGGUGACGAAUGGUCCAAACUCAUCAAACGUCUGCAAGAGCUGGGCAUUGUAAAGGCCGUGUAUAAGCUAAUGCAAAGCUCGGCGUUACAAGACUUUGCUCACCCUGUCCUCGAGUUUCAAACGCUCAGCAAGCUGCUGCUAAAGCGAUGGCGCGAUAUCCCCGUCGAUGUUGACCACCCCGAACACAGACGGUCACUAAAGAGCUUACAUCUAGCUAGCGCGCCGGAACGAAAAGAGAGUGAGCCAGAGCGAGAUGACCCAGGAAGCCCGGAUAAGAAGAGCCCGGAUAAGAAGAGCCCGAAAAAGCACAACCCCGAGAAAUGGCGCCGAUUAGGCUUCACGUCAGAAAGCCCGGCACAUGACUUUGAGAUUAGUGGCUGCUUGGGAAUGAUGGAUCUAUCAGACUAUGUGAAGAAGAAUGAGGACGGGUACCAAAAGCUGUUGCUGGAGCAAGCCAGUAGGCCGCCGCUGGAGCGAUGCCCCAUUGCUAGAGCGAGCAUGACCGUCACCCUGGUGCUGUGCGAUCACUUCGAGAUUGAUAAGGCUGAUCUGGAAGAAGCCAAAGGGUAUCACGACCUGGACCCGAGCCGCUAUGAUAUCAUUUUCCAGCCGUUUCUGUUGCAGUGGUCCCGGUUACACGUCGCUGGGCUGCAAGCCUUCUUCCGCUUGUGGAAAGCCACUGGUGCACAAGUGGGAGACUUUACCAAGGUUGCCGAGCUGCUUCGCAUUUUGGUUGAGGAGGUAGUAGGACAGGCUACGCGCACAAAAGACGUUUCGGAGAUAGAGGAGGACAUGCAAGAAUACGACGUUGCACGACUGCGGGAGGUGCAGAUGGAACUCUUGGAAAUGGCUUUUGACGACACUUGGAACGAACACUUACACCAAGCCCGUGAGGUACAAAAACAGGAAGCAAUACAAUUUGUUAAGGAGCAGCGUGUAAGAUGCCUGUUGCAAGGAUCAUGGUUUACACGACCGACAGAGAAUGGCGUCGGUUCCAAACAAGAGGCCUCUGUGUGGCGGUUUGCAAAGUUGUCGUCUAACCGACGAUACUUGCAUUACGCCGACUUUGGGAGCAAGAUAACACCGGAUCCCGGGCUUAACACCCUAAAGGAGCGAAUCGAUCUGAGCACGAUUAGCUCUGUCAUGUCCAACGUCUCGGCCAACAGUGACGCGGCCAGCACAAGGAGUGACUCCACGGUACAAAACGUUGCCAACAAUAACAGUAGCAGCAAGGGUUCAACCAAGAUUACCAUAUACAGUUACGUCGACGCUACAGAGGUUGGCAGGCCAGGCGGCGAUGGGGCCGAGUACCCAAUCUUGACUCUGUGGCCAACCACGCAUAGUCUGGCAUCUGAAUGGCUGGAUGGUCUGUUGAUGCUGCUGAACCAGACGCCCAUUACGGCAGAAACGAAGAAGCUGGUGCAGCUGGUGGACUAUUACGGACUCAAGAUUCGACUGCUCAAUGUACGUAUGGACACGGCGCUCAAGGGACCCCCAGAAGGUGCUGGAGUGGUGCCCAGCCGUGAGGGAUUGGAUGAGGACUACUUUUUCGAGAUAUAGCAGCAAGGACACCCCCGUAUAUGUAGAAUAUCAGGCUCGGUUGGUUUAGGCCGCUGAUGCCUUCCUUUUCCAUUGGUAUAUAUUCAAUAAGCCGCAUAUUAUGUUUCAAUUUUUUGACAGCUAGCUGCAUGGUCGUGUGAUGUGUUUGGUACAGUGUAUAUUUUCUUGUCGGAAGCAGCGCUAAAUGUUGAUAUCAAGUUUGAUGCAUGGCAUGCCUUAGCGGAAGGUAUCUGAUUUUCCCGACGCUCCAAAUGCAGUCCAAACAGACUCGUAAAAAACGUAUUUAUUUAUUUAUUAAGAUACGUUCAGUGUUACAAAAACAACGUAUAAUGUUGUAGAGUACGUGUGAUUAUCUCAAACAUUCCAAAAUAUAAUAAUGUUUUUGUCUAUACAAACAAACGUUGUUUUGUCUUUGAACGUCCGGAAAAUAGUAUCUCUCCGCUAUGGUAUCAGACAACAUGCAGCACCUGUAGAAGCAGCAGGAGAGUGGAUUUAUGUGGCUGCAGUAGUGCAUCGGUGGUGGAGUGAGUGUCG